Molecule: messenger RNA, 8701 nt
Organism: Pomacea canaliculata
Lineage: Eukaryota; Metazoa; Mollusca; Gastropoda; Architaenioglossa; Ampullariidae
Product: hormone-sensitive lipase-like
Exons: 9
Coding region: 31-3372 (1113 amino acids)
Biological process (GO): triglyceride catabolic process; cholesterol metabolic process
Cellular component (GO): cytosol
Molecular function (GO): sterol ester esterase activity; triacylglycerol lipase activity
Source: RefSeq, a predicted model, not a curated record
GUCCUAAAAUAUGGUUGCUGCCUGCUGAAGAUGGACUUUGACAACAGUGAGAGCCCCAGUAAAUUUUUCACCUCUAUAGUGAAAGAACUGAAGAAUAUAGCUAUAAGCAACAUUAAAUAUUUCAAAGAUGGGAAACAAAGUCACCAUGCCAAAUUUCAUGUCUCAUUCUGCUUACUAUUUGAGUACCUAGACCUCGGAAUCGAGCCGUGUUACCGUGAGAUUGAUAAACGCGUUCAUGAAUUUGAUGCCUCUCCCAAAGAGAAGGGAAAUGGCUAUAGAAGUCUUCUUCGCAUAGUACAAAAAUGUUGUCUCCAUCUCCUGCAACUAUCGCGUAAUAUAUCAACGAACAGAGACACUAUUUUGUUUCGUCGCCAGUUUUACAUGAAAGAACUGGAAGCUUAUGUAGCAACGUUAGGCCAGCUGCGAGCCUGUUUGUACUACGCACAGAAGCUUAUGACAUAUUGUCAGCCUGGCAACUUAUUCGCUGAUGAAGAGACGCUGGAUGAGGCAGUUGCAGAACAGCUGAUGGCAGAUGUAGAAAUGUUGAGUCAAGACUGCUUUUAUGGACGAUGCCUAGGCUUUCAGUUCUGUGAGUCCAUGCAACGCCCUCUGCAAAUAGUAGCUAUUGCUAUGGCAUCUUUCUCUGAAGGUUACCAAGAAAAUUCCCAGAUAAUGAAAGUCGCAACAUCUCUUUUUAACAGUCCAAAAUAUCUCAUCAAUCCAGAAGUGCGAGCGCAGCAGGUAGUCAACAUCACCAGGACUGCAGACAUCCAGUUUUGCAAAGCAUUCUGGUCAAUUACAGAGUCUGAAAUUAUGCAUCCCUUGCCAUCACUGGUGUACCCAAAUGUGCAAGUUGAUGAAGUCUUCCAUCUUGGCCCUGAUGCAUUUGAAAUGCUCUCAGUCAAUGGGGAGGAAAUAACUAUAACUCCUCCUUGUGCCCACACUGGGCCUGCUCCUGUACAGGUGCGACUCCUCUCAUAUCAGCUUCGUGAAGGGCAGGAGCAGCAUUUAAAAUCAUCACGCUCACCAGGUGCAAAAACACCAUCACCUAAAACGCAGCGAGCACGAGGUCUAUUGAUUCACUGUCAUGGUGGUGGCUUUGUUGCACAAUCUUCUCGAUCUCAUGAGGUGUACCUGCGACACUGGGCAAAAGACCUUGAUGUCCCUAUCUUGUCUGUUGACUACUCUUUGGCUCCUGAAAGUCCAUUUCCACGAGCACUAGAAGAGUGCUUUUAUGCUUAUGCUUGGGCAGUCCACAACUGUGAGAAACUUGGAUCCACAGGGGAAAUAAUCUGCAUGGCAGGAGACAGUGCAGGAGGAAAUCUUGUUAUCAGCACAGCUAUGCGAGCUUCAUCAUUCAAUAUUCGCAAACCAGAUGGCAUUCUAGCCGUCUACACACCAGUCCUUGUGCGCUACACUCCAUCACCUGCCCGUCUUCUUAGCUUAAUGGACCCACUGUUACCGGCAGGCAUUCUUUCCCGCUGUUUAGCAGCUUAUGCAGGAGUGUCAGAUGAACUGUCAUCACAGCUGGCAGCUUCUGUGACAUGUCACAUAGAGUCCAGUGCAGCAACAUUGAACAUGUCAUCCCAGGAUGUUUCAGAGUCAGACUGGGUCCUCAUCAGUCAAGACUCGGCAGCUAGAGUCAACACUACUCUCAGCACCUUGCAGCAAAAAGUGCAGAUGUCAGGAUCAUCUCAUCUGAGCAGUCUAGAAAGGAAUGACAGCCAGGAGGAGGUGGAACUUUUCAUGAGACCCAAAAUAGCUGUUGCUUCAGUAGCAUCAACGGUAGCAGAUGCAAAAGAUAAAAUUAUGUCUUAUGUCGGUAGCUGUUCACAGAUUCUUGUAAACAGCUUAUCUGGAUGGUCAGCAGAAGGAGAAGUCUGUUCAAAGACUUUGCAAGCAGUCUCAAGUCCAGGUGAAGAGAGCAUUGAAGAAGAGAGUAAACAAGAGGAAAGUUUAGAGACUCCUAGUUUUUACACACCACUGACUUCACCUGAUGAGGGGCAGGAGAGUCUUGUUUCUUGUGACAUGGUGACAGGAUCCACACCUAAUGAUGGAACAGACAGAGACUUGUCUGAUAGUUACUCGGAGUCAACCAGCGAUAUGCUAGAAUCACCUGAUAAUUUCUUUUCCAGAAAGGUCAGUUCUGAAAUGAAGAGCAACAAAGAUGCAGGAAAAAAGGAAGGGUCUGAACACGACGUUCCUGAUGGUCUACUUGCCUCUGACUUAUCAUUUAGACACACCUGCAGCAGAGAGUCAGAUGCUUCUCUUGGGAAGAGUUUUCUUGCUCUGUCCUCACCCUGCAUGCCACUGCUGACAGAAGAAAAGGCACAGCUGCUAAGACAGGAAGUGGAAAAUUCAGCUUUUGUUCCAGAAUGUGAGGUGGAGGAUCAGCCAGAAAUGUCGCAUUCUUUCAUUGAUGAUAGCAGCGAUAUGAAUGUCUAUGAGGUUCUUGCUGAUGAGAAUCAAACUGUUGUUGUGACUGUAUACAAAGAAGGUAUUCCACCUCAAGAUAUAGAUAAUGCCGAAUAUGUCAGUUCUCCCCUGUCAGAGGGAGCUAAGCAAUCAAGCAUCAAGGAAGUGGCAAACUUGAAAGAAAAUUUGCAAAAAAGUGAAGAGACAGGAAUUACUGUGACUAAGCAUGCUAAAGAAGACCAGUUAUGCAGCAAAGAUGAAACCUUUAACCUGUCGGAUCCUUCAAUUAUUUCAAAUUUCCAGAUCGGAAGUGGUUUGAAAACAGAGAGUAUUUCCACUGCCAAAAGUGAUUUGCAUUUCAGCACAGGUAACCUCUCAUCAGACAGUGGCUGCCUUAGUGAUGAUACUAUGAGACCAGGACCAUCUGUCAGUCCUUCUUGUAUACUGAGUGAGGUAACAGUGAUGGACAGUGCUGUGUCUCCUAGUCACCUGCGUCGCAUGCAGCUUCACCUGGAUCUUCCAACUAAAUCCUCGAAGCUUUCUUUGCCACGUAGUGCUUCCACACCUGCUUUCAUAAGCCCAGCAGACUUUUCUAGGUACUCACCUAGUAUGUCCCCAUCUGAUUUCAAAAGAGAGCGCCACCUAGCACAAAGUCCACUGCGUGCAAUCCGUCACAUUCCAAUCGUUAAAAAUCCUUACAUGUCUCCAUUGCUGGCACCAGACAGUCUAUUGGAGGGCCUUCCAUACAUCUCACUUGUGGCCUGUCAUCUGGAUCCACUGAUAGAUGAUUCUAUCAUGUUUACUCGGCGCCUGCGUUCGCUGGGAAAAUCCAUUGAUCUGAUGAUGCUGGAUGAUUUACCACAUGGUUUCCUUAACUUCUCCAUGCUCUCCCAGGAUGCAAAGCGUGGCAGUGACAUCUGUGUUAAGAAAUUGAAGGAAAUGCUUUUCCCUCAGUAGUCUUUCUCUCUCCUGCUUCUUUGCUUCAAAACUCUCAUUCCUUUUAGUCUUCCUCAAUCCCUUCAUCUUCCGUUUAUCUUUUUUUAUCUGGCGCACUUCCUGUCUAUCUCAUUCUUCAGUGUGUGCGUGUAUGUGUCUGUAUUUGUAUGCACUGGAAAGCUGUCGGUCAGGGGAAGGGAAAAAUCUCCUGUCCUCAGAUCUUUUAAAGGACAUUGAUGUACAUGUAUGCAGAUUGAUUCAUUCAUAAACACACAAGACAUUCUUAAGCAUGUCAUGCUUUUCUUAUGAUAACAGUUUCUUUUAAUGCCAAUCUGCAGUCUUCUAUUUAUAUUUGACAUGUGUACUGCUUUAGAGAUCAUUUAAAGUCUUCUCACUUUAUUGUCUUCUUUCAACAAAUUUAUCUUUGUUUCCUAUUUAUGUCUUCUUAUUUUCUUCACCAAUUUGUUUCACCAUUUAUUUUUUUUUAAAGAUAUUUUUAUAUUGCUUUGCCGUCUGCCACUUGCAUCUUCCAGAAAGCAAGACAGAAAAAGGUUGUUUAACAAUAGCUGUUGACAUACUUUAAAUAUUGCUUAAUAAAAUUAAGCAAAGCUCUUUUAAAGUGUUGAUAUGUUUGUUGUUAAGUGUAGGUUUUUAUUUAUUAUACUUCCAUUAUGUACCUUUGAAUGCAUUUAACUUGCUAUUUUCCUUGUUUGGUUUUUGGUUUUGUUUUUGUCAGUUUGCAACUUGCAGAGGCUGGCUGCAUUCAUUUGCUGGAUCUUAUGAUUUCUACCCUCUAAUCUUAUAAACUUUUAGUAAGUUUCAAGUCCCACACAGUCUGCUUCUGUGCUUAUUAUCAAGGUAUGGUCUGUUUUACACAUUGCGUCUGAAUAUUUUUUCAUAACUCUCUGCUAGCUCACUGUCAGAGAGACAUCUUUCAAUGGUUAAAAAGCUUUAUCUCCGAUGGUCAUGUCAUCUGGUACAGUCAAAGAAAAACUUCAUAUUUUGAGAUAUUCAAUAACAGCAUGAUUCUUCAGUAUGGUUUCAUUAAAACUGCCCACACCUUCACAUAUACCUUCAUUUUUAUGGAAAUUUGACUAUUGUAAUUCUCUCUUUUUUGGUUAUCUUCUGGCUGUACUGCUUCUGUUUUGUCCAUUGGCUCCCUGUGCAGACUUAUAUAACUGACCAAACUUUGCUUAAGAUUCUCUGCUCCUGGUAAGCUGGUACACAUGGCACAAACUUAUGCAUACUUUGCUAAGAUAGUGCUCAAUACAUAGCCUUUAGGUUUUUGAUACCAUUAUUAUGGUAACUGUUUGUGCAUCAUCUGUAGCUAGGAGUGUGACCAUAGCCAUGCAGGGCAAACUUGAAGCAAACUUUCUGCCUCAGAGGCCAAGUCCUCAACUGGACUGCCAUUUGAGAUGACGAUGGUUUCUUUUGGCAGUGCUGCAACUUGCUGUCUCCAAGCGUCUGUGCUGACUUCUUACCCCUUUUAUACCCUUUUAUGCCUUUUUAAACCCUAAAAGGAGGGCUUUUGUGUCAGUGUGCCUGGCCAUAAUGGAAGACAGUGCUGAUUGUGCUACUAAGGUCUACCUAUUGGGAGGUUGGGUGCACCCCUCUCCAUCCUACCUGAACCAAAACAAACGUGCACCAGUCAUUGCUGCUGACAAAUCGACCUUCAGACAGCAUCUAAACCAACCUCUACUACAUUACCUCCCCAGACUUCUAACUCACUACACUCCAACCAGACAUCACUGUUCUGAAAACACUCACCCUUUUUCCAUUUCUAGAUAGGACAAAAACCUUUGGUGAACUCAUGUUACAUCUGAUCUCAUUCUUGCUGCAAACCAAUUUGUGAGAUUUGAUAUUGUUGUGAACUGGUUGCUGCUGUCGACUGUCUUAUUUUUAUUAUUUUGUGGUAGAAUGGAAUUCAAAUUGUCUUAGUAAUCUGUUUUGUAAACCACAUCAAUUAAUUUUUGAUUAUUUGUAAUUUUAUUUUCCAUUCUGUUUAAAGGAUUUCCAUUUUUCGCCAAAACUCAUUAGAUGUGCUCAUGCAUAUCCAUAUAAAGAAAAUGAGCAAAACUGUUUUUAAUAGUGUUGAAACUGAACCUAAAAAAUGUUUUUCAUUUUUCAUAAUUUUUUUUUUUUACAUAAUUAUUUCCUUUACUCUUGUUACAUUUACAGUUGUUAAACAACUGAGGAGAAGCAGUAGUGUAUGCUGGUGGGCUUUGUCUUUCAGAAAAAUGAACAUGAACUGUAAUAAAUAUUUUUUAUGCGAGCAAGCAGAAGGGAUGUUAAAAUGGAAUUUAUAAGUUUCUCAGAUGCUCACCAUGCACAUGCUAAUGCUUUGAGUUAGAGCUAUCACAGCUAAUCUCCUUGUGUGGCAUCUGUAUUUUUACCUUUAUUUCUAAGCAGUGUAUUUUGUUUCACCUUGACGACUUGGAUGGUUGACUAUUCUACUCAGAGGACUGCCAUUUCUUUUGGUGAAACGCAUUUUAGAUGUGUUCAUGCAUUCACAAACAUUGAAAAAACAUCCUUUUUCCACAAAAAUUGUCUUAGGCUGGAAAUUUUUAGUCAUAUAGAAAAAUCCAGAGAUGAGAGCUUACAUCCAUGGACUACUAACACAAAAUCAGGCUGUCUAUGUUUUAUUAGAAUAUCAAAAUUUAAGAAACAAAAUAGACAAUUGUUGUGGAAAAUGAGAAGGGCUUGUAUAGGGCAUAUUUGGUGUUACAAGAAUGGGGCACAAGCAGAGCAUGCUUGAUGUCACAAGGAUGAAAUAAUUUCAGGUACAUAUACAGGAAAAAGGCAGAAUGGGGUGAGGGGCUUUUCCCUCUGUUUGUGACAGUGAGUGUUGAUGCACGUUGAUCAAAAUGAGAGCAAUUAUUUUCUCUUUUCUAUAUUGAUAGCAACAUACUUGCUAUAAGUGAAAGGCUAGGGCUCUUGAUUUCUCGUCCAUUUUGUUUGUGCCCUAAAGGUCUAAAAGUUAUGAAUUUUGCUGCAGUUUAUAAUAAAAAUGUUUAGAAUAUUUGAUCACCUUUUGCGAGAAGUUUUUUCCCCGCACUCUCAUUAAAUAAACAUGCACAUUUGAUGCAUAUGUUGUGGCCUGUGUACUCCUUUUAAUGUCCCCAUCUUCACCUUUACCAAAAAUGUGUCGGAUAGAGGGCAACAAGAUAGCUAAUUGAGAUUAUAGGCAAGGGACAGACAGUGUCAAGACAACUUGUGCUGACUGUAAAAUAAUGGUGGAUAACUAGGAGAGACCAUAAACAGCAGAGAACUAUCAGUUUCACAUGGUUAUAGUGCUAAUUUUUUUAAAUCACUAUGUGUAACAGUGAGAGAGCACAUUGUUAGUGUUGGGUAUUUCUAGUCAGUAUGUUAGAAAAGCAUAAACAAAAGAGUGUGACAAAUUCUGUCUCAAAAUUUCAUAUGCAUCCCUUAAAACGUGUAUGUAGUCAUAUUUUUUUUUUCAAAUUUUGUCUUGCAUCCAUUGUUCAUAGGCUAGCUGAAAUGUGUAUGGAGUAAUGGUUGAUAUAACAUUCUGUGAUAAUUUUUCCCCAAAUAAGAAUACCACCAUUCUUCAUCAGUCAAGUAUAAAUAUGAUUAUUUUUUAAUAUCUUUUAAAUAAUGUGAAUGAAAAAAAAUGAGCAGAUUAAAUGAAGUGUGUAAAAGUGUGCAGUAAAGUGAGGGCUUGUUUUGUCUGUGAAUGUAGAAGUAAAUAUUAAAAAAGAAAUAAAAGUUGUGUAUGAGAGAGAGAGAGGGGGGGGGGGAGAGAAAACGAGAGCAAGUGAAAACAGAUGUUUCUUUAGAUAUGUAUGCUUCCAGUGGGUUUCAUAAAUGUUGUUUUCAUUAAUAUAAAACAAUUGUCUAGCUAAAAAAGAAAGGCAAACUGAUUUCUUUGUUGGGGUGUUUAGAAGUUCUUGAGGCUGAUAGAUUCAUUAUAUAUGUAGCCCAAAAUGGUCAAACAUAAAAAAAAAUCAAUAGUAAAAUGUUUAACUUUCAAGAAUCAUCUGGUUGUUGUUCUAUUAAGUGAAGGUGUCUUUCAGUGCUUUAGGAAAGCAUUUGUCUGUAAUCUUAUCGUAUGUGGGUUUUUUAAAAGCCAUUGUUCUUUGCAAAUCUCAGGUAGUUACUUGGCUUUGUCAUCUGGACUCUUAUUAUUUCCCUUUUUAUUAAUAAAAAUUAUAUUUGAUAUGCAUUCAUUAGUUGUGUCGUUUCCUAGUUGUAAAUAUAAAUUUUGUGUUCUUGUUGUGUAAAACAGCUUACGUGGAAAGCUUAUUUUUGGUCAAGUUGUAUUAUUUUCUAAUAAAAGCUUUUUUGUCUGAUGUUUAACAAAAGUUAACAAUAAUAAUUUUUAAUGAUAUUUGCAAGUACCUCUGUAACAUAUUUUAGAUUCUCUUACUAACCUUUAAGAGUUCACUUUGAUAACGUUGAUCUCAUUAAUGUUGUCAUAAGCCACUACUGUUAUUUCUGAGCACAGUGAGCAGUGAUUUCUUACAUGUGCCCUACAAAUUUCAGUCCACUACAAGUUUUUUCCCUUUUAUUAUGGAAGCAAUGUACAGUCAUCAUUACAGAGCAGCUGAUGAUGACCAGCUAUGAGAAAGUGCUCUGCAGUUCUUAACAUAACCUUUGAUAUAUGGUCCACCUAAGACUUCUUUUGAGCAAAGUAAGAUUAAAGGGCAGACUUUCCACACACAAAAAAUGGUUGGAUCUAAGGGAAAAUGGGAUGUAACUUAUUGGGUCAGAGAGGUACAACUAGCAAGGUAUAACUACCAGGGUAGCCAAUUCCAGGUAUACACCUCACUUUCCACCCCUGGGUCAAACCAUUCUUUCCCACCAUAAUGUUGAAGUUCAGCCUUUAACCAUAACAACUUUUUAUAGUUCUAGAUAUUUUAUGUAUAUGUGAGUUACUUAUAUGACAUAGACACCUGUUAGGGAUUACUGCCUUGUUGUACGUGCUUAUGACAGCUGUCUCUAGCUUGAGGCAGAUGAAAAAAAAUGUUAGUCAGGGUGUACUUUAUAUUUUUACCUCAAAAAAAGUUUGUUUUUUUUUUUUGUCAUCCUGGUACUUAUUUGUGUGCUUGUCAUAUUGGAGUAUUUAUAAUGCCACCAUUCAUAUCAUUAAUAAGUGAUACAACUACAUUUUAUAACUAGCUUGCAUAUUUUCCUGAAGUUUUUACAAAUAUAACUGUUGGAGGGUCUCAGCAUCAGAUGACAGAAUUAUGUAUCUCAAAAAGAGACUUGGUACCAGUAAAGAAAUGUGAUGUUUGCCUUCAAAAAUUAUUUUCAUCAUUGGAUGAGAAAAUUGUGUAUCUUGAAAAGAGAUUUGGUUCCAAUAAAGAAAUGUGAUGUUUGCUUUCGAAAA